CAGAUCCUGCUCUGUGGCGAUUGCGGUUCUGCGCGCCAGCAGCCUGUCUUUUCUGCUUAUGCUGCUGGGGGACGAGUCGCCGAGACAGACAAAAGGGAUUUCAUUUAUGGACAUAUAGAAAGAGUUGCAAUCUGCUCGGAGCUGAGGCGCACGGAAAACAUGAAGGCACUGCGCUGCUGCGCUGUAGUUGCGCUACUCAAUUUAGUGAGCGGGUCCGAUUUCUUAGAGAGGUCCAGCGUCGCUCAUUUGUCGCUGGCGAAGGACCCGAAAUUACGGGAUGCUCGUAAUGUUAGGAAGAGAUCCUUGCCAACCUCCCCAGAACUUAGCGUGGGAACGGCAGAUCCUGGGGGAGACUCUUGCGGGGCUCUUCGGGAAUAUGAUGCGACGUUGAACAGCAGCACUCACCCCUAUGUCUUCAGAGACCUGAGUGGCUCCGUGUCAUUGGCCUGGGUGGGAGACGGCACCGGGGUGAUUCUGGCUCUAACAACAUACCAGGUGCCUAUUUUCAUGCUGCGGUUUGGCCAGUCAAAACUCUACAGAAGUACAAACUAUGGGAAGUUUUUCGAAGAUGUGACGCAACUCAUUAACAACACCUUCAUUCGCUCCGAGUUUGGCAUUGCUGUGGGCCCUGAGAAUUCUGGGAAGGUGAUUCUCACCGCCGAUGUGCCAGGGAGCCAGGACAUCUCGCGAAUCUUUCUUUCCAAGGACUUCGGGGAAACUUUCAUGAGCAUCGACCUCUCCUUCGAGCCGGUGACACAAAUAUCCUACAACCCCAGCGACAGCGAGGCACUGCUGGCAGUGAGCUCCACUAACGACCUCUGGCUGUCGGAGGAUUUUGGCAAGAGCUGGAAGAACAUUCAUCAUUCUGUGUGUCUAGUGAAAUGGGGGCGAAAUGGAGCAAUCUUCUUCACCACCAGUCUUAACAGAUCUUGCAGUGAUAGGGGCAUGCUGGAACUGAGGAGCACCUCUGACUAUGGGAAGACUUUCAAGACCCUUGGCACCAAGAUCUACUCUUUUGGCGUGGGUGGACGCUUCCUCUUUGCCUCGGUCAUGGCUGACUCGGGUACCCUACGUGUGAUCCACGUCUCCCUGGACCAGGGUGACACGUGGAACAUAGCUCAGCUUCCAGCUGUGGGGCACGAGCAGUUCUACUCCAUCCUGGCUGCCAGUGAUGACAUGGUCUUCAUGCACGUGGACGAACCGGGAGAUUCAGGUUUUGGCACCAUCUACGUCUCCGAUGAUCGUGGUGUUGUGUAUUCCAAGUCUCUGGAACGGCACCUUUACAGCAUCACUGGGGGCGAUACUGAUUUCACCAACAUAACAUCACUGCGUGGUGUCUUCAUGACCACCGUGUUGGCGGAGGAUGGCACAUUGCAGACAGUUGUGACCUUUGACCAGGGUGGUGAGUGGAGGCCCUUACAGAAACCGGCAGAAGGCAGCUGUAACGCCCCAUUACAGAGCCAAGAGCAGUGCACCUUUCAAAUCCAUGCCUCCUACAGCAUCUCCGCAAAGCUGAACGUUCCCAUGUUGCCCUUGACCGAGCCCAACGCCGUGGGACUCAUCCUAGCACAUGGAAGCAUGAGUGAUGCUGUCUCGGUGAUGGAGCCUGAUGUAUAUGUAUCAGAUGACGGGGGCUAUUCCUGGCAGCUGGCUCUCAAGGGCCCCCACCACUAUGCCAUCCUGGAUUCGGGUGGGUUGCUGGUGGCAGUGGAGCACACGCCCUCCAACACCAUCCAGCAGAUUAAGUUCUCCACAGAUGAGGGACAGUGCUGGCACGUGUACAACUUCACCAAGGAGCCGAUCUACUUCUCUGGGCUAGCAUCAGAGCCUGGGGCGCGCUCCAUGAAUGUCAGUCUCUGGGGCUACCGCGAGAACCUGUUCAGCCAGUUCUGGGUCUCCAUCACAAUUGAUUUUGAAGAGCUGCUCAGGCGAGAUUGUGAUAUUAAUGACUAUGUGGAGUGGCUGGCGCACUCUGAUGACAUCAGCGAUCCUAACGAUGGAUGCAUGCUGGGAUACAAGGAGAAGUUCCUACGACUACGCAAAGACUCAGUGUGCUUGAACGGCCGAGACUACGUGGUCAACAAGCAGCCGUUACCCUGCCAGUGUACGCUGGAUGACUUCCUCUGUGACUUUGGCUACUACCGUGUAGAGAACAGCUCAGAAUGUGUGGAACAGCCGGACCUCCAGGGCAAGGUGCUGGAGUUCUGUCUACAAGGCAAGAUGGAGCAGCUGCAGACUAAGGGGUACCGGAAGAUACCAGGAGACAAAUGCGAGGGGGGUGUUGCACCCGAGCGCUCAGUGACUGACCUGAGCAGCAGGUGUGUCAGCAACAUUUUGGUCACUGAAAAGCAGAUGAACACAAGCACCUCCAGCACUGCACUCAUCAUACUGGUUGUUAUUUGCACUCUGCUGAUCAGUGUGGCUGCAGGGGUGCUCUUCAUCAAGAGAUACGUAUGUGGAGGGAGAUUUCUGGUCCACAGGUACUCAGUGCUGCAGCAACACGCAGACGCCAACGGCAUGGAGACCGCGGACGCAUUGGACACGUGUGCCAUCAGUUCCAGCAGGAGGCAGUAUCACGACGAUUCUGAUGAGGACCUUCUGGAUUGAGACCCAAAGGAAGCUGUAUCCAGGUGGAAGGAGAAUCCUGGGUAGACGCACCCUCCCCCCCCCCCAACUCCCAAGCACCAUUCUCCUACAGUCCAACUCUGCCUAUCCACGCCAGCUCCAGUACUAAAAUUGCUGCUCUAUCUAGUGCCUCGACCCCGCCACGCAAAUCUCUCCAGAACCUUCAGCCACUUCUCAACCCGGCCUGAAUGACCACCAGCCAAACCGUGUUUCAAAUGCAGCAUCCACUGCUUGUCCAGAAGCCCCCAGGAGACAGAGAUCCACCCUCCACUGCUUGCCAGGACACCUUCCCGUCUUGUAAUCUGGUUCUAUGAGGUGUCACGUUUCAUACAAAUGUAUGGGGAUGGACUCCACCAGAUGGCUGUCAGACAGGUGGCUGACCGGGUUGAUCUGGGCUGGGAAUUUGCCUUCUCCGGUCCUCUCAGCCACACAGCUUUGCCCGCCGGCCCUUGCGGUGAGAAACCCAGUGUGAAGAACUUGAAAGAAGAGGCACAGUUUGUCCUUUGGUCACAGAGAUGUACUUGCUUUCCAGGCUGGUGAAUACUGUCUGCUGUAAUCUAAGAAAAUGGUGUAUAUAUAUUUUUUUAUCAUGCUUCAAAAAUAUAUGGAAAGCUGUUUAGUUUUUCCCCCCCCACUCUCUCACAUUGGUGAUCUGUGUAUUUAUGUAAAAAAGAAAUCUUCAUUUUUUUGAUUUGUUUUGAUGUAAUAAAGAGAAUUCUGGGAACUUUAACACUUUGUUUAUUUUUAUUGUUCUGCUACAACUUUGUAAUUAAUUCUACGACAGGUGUUCCAAAAAUUCUUGUAGAAUUCUGUUAUGUCCACAAAUGCAUGGAAUGUCUUAAUCAAUGGGCAAUAAAGAUCAGAUGCAAUGUUUUAUAAA
Molecule: messenger RNA, 3505 nt
Organism: Brienomyrus brachyistius
Lineage: Eukaryota; Metazoa; Chordata; Actinopteri; Osteoglossiformes; Mormyridae
Gene: sort1a
Product: sortilin 1a
Exons: 20
Coding region: 160-2607 (815 amino acids)
Biological process (GO): Golgi to endosome transport; endocytosis; vesicle organization
Cellular component (GO): membrane; Golgi apparatus
Molecular function (GO): protein binding
Source: RefSeq, a predicted model, not a curated record